Messenger RNA from Arachis duranensis, 2013 nucleotides. RefSeq names its product long chain acyl-CoA synthetase 6, peroxisomal. Gene Ontology annotation, molecular function: long-chain fatty acid-CoA ligase activity. The transcript is spliced from 19 exons. Gene Ontology annotation, cellular component: membrane; endoplasmic reticulum. Lineage: Eukaryota; Viridiplantae; Streptophyta; Magnoliopsida; Fabales; Fabaceae. The coding region runs from base 160 to 2013 and encodes 617 amino acids. The record is from RefSeq and is a predicted model, not a curated record.
AAGACGCCACGUAGUUGGAAAAAGCUUAAUGUGCGCGCAGCUUCAUUCUUCAUACUAAUCUGAUAUUCUCUUGAUCUCUUCUGAUCGUCGUUCACUACUUGUUCAUUCACACCAAAACGCGAAUCGCACAUUGUCGUUCACUCGCUGUUCGUCGUGGUGAUGACGAAGAUGGAUCCAGCACCUGCUGCGCAACGUCGAAUCAAAGCCAUCAACAACCACCUCACCCCCGCCGCCUCCUCUCACCGUUCUCCCUCCGCUCUCCUUCAACCUUCCCCUACCGCCGCCGAGUUCGCCUUAGAACAAGGUUAUAGUGUUGUACUCCCAGAGAAAUUGCAGACAGGAAAGUGGAACGUGUAUAGAUCUGCACGCCAUCCUCUGCAACUGGUGACCAGAUUUCCUGAUAAUCCUGAAAUUGGCACCCUGCAUGAUAAUUUUGUGCAUGCAACUGAAGUUUUUCGAGACUACAAGUAUCUGGGAACUCGUGUCCGUGUGGAUGGAACAGUUGGGGAGUACAAAUGGAUGACUUUUGGUGAAGCGGGUGCUGCCCGCAGUGCAAUAGGUUCUGGUUUGAUACAUUAUGGAAUCCAGAAGGGCUCCUGCAUUGGUUUGUAUUUUAUUAACAGACCUGAGUGGCUCAUUGUUGAUCAUGCUUGCUCUGCAUACUCAUACAUAUCAGUUCCUUUAUAUGAUACUCUAGGUCCUGAUGCUGUCAAGUACAUCGUUCAUCAUGCUGUUGUACAAGUUGUAUUCUGUGUUCCUCAGACAUUAAAUUUAUUGCUGAGCUACUUAUCGGAGAUUCCAACUAUACGUCUGAUUGUGGUAGUUGGAGGUAUGGAUGAUCAAAUUCCAUCAAUUCCUUCAUCAUCCGCAGUUAAGGUUAUUACAUAUUCACAGCUAUUUACUCAGGGGAGCAGUAAUAUUCAGCCCUUUUGCCCACCUAAGCCCAAUGAUGUUGCAACCAUUUGCUAUACAAGUGGUACCACUGGAACCCCAAAGGGUGCUGUCUUGAGCCAUGGAAACUUCAUUGCAAGUGUGGCUGGGAGCACGUGCACUUCAAAUGAAGUUUUCGGUCCUUCUGAUACUUUUUUAUCUUAUCUCCCUUUGGCUCACAUUUAUGAACGAGCUAACCAGGUCUUCACUGUAUAUUUUGGUAUUGCAGUGGGAUUCUACCAGGGGGAUAAUAUGAAACUAAUGGAUGACAUAGCUGCUCUAAAACCUACCAUAUUUGUUAGUGUUCCUCGGCUAUACAACAGAAUAUAUGCUGGUAUUUUGACUGCUGUUAAAACAUCUGGUGGUCUGAAGGAAAGGCUAUUUAAUGCUGCCUUCAAUGCUAAAAGGCAGGCACUAAUUCAUGGAAAGAGCCCAUCUCCCAUAUGGGACAGGUUAGUUUUCAACAAGAUAAAGGAAAAGCUUGGAGGACGAGUUCGUUUGAUGACAUCAGGUGCCUCACCCUUAUCACCUGAUGUCAUGGAAUUUUUAAAGAUUUGCUUUGGUGCUCGAGUGUCCGAAGGAUAUGGAAUGACUGAGACUACUUGUAUUAUAAGCUGUAUGGAUCUGGAUGACAACCUUUGUGGUCAUGUUGGCUCAGCUAAUCCAGCUUGUGAGAUAAAACUUGUGGAUGUUCCAGAGAUGAACUAUUCAUCUGAUGAUCAGCCCAAUCCCCGUGGUGAAAUAUGUGUCAGGGGUCCCAUUAUUUUUCAAGGUUAUUACAAAGAUGAAGUUCAGACGAGAGAAGUGAUAGAUGAAGAAGGAUGGUUGCAUACAGGAGAUAUUGGAAUGUGGUUACCUGGUGGUCGACUCAAAAUUAUUGAUAGUCAUCCCGCCCCUGCUGCAAGGCGACCACAAUCUUUUGUAGCUCUUGGUCGUGAGCCACCUCCUCUUCCACCGUUUCCCAGAGGUUCACAUGUACUACUGAAAUCGCCCUUCCCAUCAUUUGCUGUGACAACGCAUCUGCUGCCUUAUUCUCAAGGCCUGGCCGGUAUUGGAUCUCAAAAUCCAAGCCUAACAAUUUAA